This is a messenger RNA of Durusdinium trenchii, 2198 nucleotides long. NCBI's taxonomy places the organism in Eukaryota, Dinophyceae, Suessiales, Symbiodiniaceae. The record is from the annotation of a GenBank genome assembly.
GACCGGUUCCCAAAACGGUGAGUUCUUCGCAUUUUCGCGACCCGGUGGGAUGGGGCGCCAUGAGCGGAAAGCGUGUGUGGAAGCAAGAGUUCUUGGCGCACCACGGUCGUGUCCAGUGCGCGCGCCUUGGGGAGAAGUCUGGCCAGGUCUACCACCUGCCAUUGUCGUUUUGGACUUGGCAGGUUCUUGCCACUGGUGGCGAUGACAAGCACGUCAACAUUUGGAAGGUAGGAAAACCAAAUGCCAUGAUGAGCCUGAAGGGACACACCAGCGCAGUCGAGUGCUUGGUUUUUGACAAGCAAGAGGAGGUCUUAAUCGUUGGCUGCGCUGGUGGUUCCAUGCAGUGCUGGAACCUGGAAUACAGGAAGAUGGCGGGCUCUUUAGCGGGCCAUCGAAAUGCCUGUACCUGUGUAGAGUUUCACCCCUAUGGAGAAUUCUUUGCUUCUGGCUCCAAUGACACCAACUUGAAGAUUUGGGACCUCAGGCGGAAAUCCUGCAUCCAAACCUACCCAGGCCACUCUGCCCCAGUGAGCAGCAUUCGUUUCAGCCCGCAUGGACGCUGGGUGGCGACAGGCGGCCUUGAUAACCAGGUGAAGAUCUGGGACCUGACCGCUGGGAAGCAGAUGAAAGACCUUGAUCUACACAAGGGCGCGGUGACUUCGUUGGCUUUCCAUCCCAAGGAGUACCUCUUGGUCUCUGGCUCGACGGAUCGGACGGUGAUUUUGUGGAGCCUCGAGACCUUCACCAGUGUUGGCCUUUCAACUGCGGGUAUGACAGCCGUACAGGCAGUGAAGUUUUACCCGGAGGAUCAGGCCAUCUUGAGCGCCUCACAGGAUAUGCUGCGAAUCCAUCACUGUGAUGCCAUCUCCAACACUUCGGAUGCCAUGGAAGUGGAUUGGAGGGGUUUGCAGGACAUGCGGAUUUGCUAUCCUGAAGAGAAACUUCUAGCGGUCUCAGCAGAAGGCUCCCAGCUUGGUAUUUGGGUGGCAGACUUGCAACGGAGGGAGGCGAAGAUUCCAGUCAGCCGCAAAGGCAGUGGCAGCUUUGCAAAUGCCCGUGUGCCACAGGCUCCCUGGCCAGAGGAGGAAUCCCAGCCAGAGCUUGCAGCAGGAAGCGAACGACCGAGCACGGAGCGGCCAGAGCACGAGCGCGUUCGGUCCGAAGGCGAUUUGGAUGAACCACCUCGGAGACCCGUGCGCGCUGAGAGGCCUACAAGCCCCAGGUCGCCACAGGCCAAAUCCCAAUCAUACAGCUACAAUGGUGCAGUGAACCCAGCUCACCCAACGCAUCCGCCAGCUCCGGCGCAAGCAGCGCAAGUGCCAUCUGUGACACCUGCGAGCCGGGCAAACCUGCCAGCUCCAACAUCUGGGCCCAACACGCCCACAGCAGCUUCACGACCGGCCGCAGGGCCGCUUCCAUCCGCAGCGCUUGGCGCCGCCCACAGUGGUCCCACUUCGAGUGGUCCGAGCGGCUCACGACCGCCUUCAGGAUCACUGUCAUCUGCAGCAGCUCCCAAUACGCCCACAGCUGCGACGCGUUUGGCGCCUGCUCCGACCAUGGCACCUGCUCCAGCAGCGCCUUCAGCGCCUUCACUGGCAGUGGCCGCGUUUGGAGAAAUGCCCCCUGUCCGGACAGAUUUGGAUACCAUUGCUGCGCAGCACCCCCAGAUGAUGGACGUGCUGCGGCGGAGAUUUGAGCAGACGCAACGGCUGAAAGAGCUUUGGGCUCAAGGGGACUUGGCCGGCAUCAGCGGCAUUCUCACCAUGCCUCAGGACCAGGCGGUGCUUUGUGAUCUGGCGCGGUCAUUGAUGAAGGGCUUGGGCUCAGAGCUGAACUUGGAUGCUUGCUCUGCAUUUCUGCCACUGCUCAAGGAGCUCUUGCUCACCAGCAAGUACGAGGACUUCAUUGCCACAGCUUUGGAGUUCACGCAGCUGCUGCUGGAAGAGUUUGGGCAUCUCAUUGGGGAGACCCGUGAGAGCUGCUCGAAAAUCCCAGAGCGGCAGCUGGACCUUGCUCGGGAACAACGCUUCCGGAAGUGCAAUGCGUGUUACGAGAACUUCAAAGAAAUCCACCGACUCCUCGUAGCAGGCCAAAACAGCAGUCGCUUCAGCAAGUUAUGCAGCAACCUGGAGGCCUUCCUUCGGCGCGGUGAGCGGCUAGGGCCCUGAAACUCCGGAAUCUCGAAGAGUUCCCCGGCU